CGCCUGUAGUACCACGAGAGUUCCAGAAACAAGUGCGGGGGUCAGGCUACCGUGCGAUCAAUGUCAAGGAGUUCUACCAGCGAACAGACUGACAAGAGUCACUUUGAAAUCACUGAUCAUAUAUGGGAAUAUUGUUCAGCAAGGUAAUGACCUUUUGAAGAGGUCCUCCCCCCGUCUUCCUUUGUAGUUACUGAUCCACUGGUUCACCAUGUCCGGACAGAUUUGUAGAGCCGUGGAGCUGAUGAUGCGCUCUGCUUACUGCCAGACCAUCAGAAGUAAACCCUGUUUGCACAAGGCAGUGCUGGCACCUGUGGGUCAUUCGGGCCUCUGUGUCUCUGCAGCUUCUGUGCUUCACAGAAGGUCCUACAGCCUAGACUCACUCUCUUCGGGUCCUGGUCGGCCCACACUUGGUCCAAGCUCUCAGCUUCGUUCAGAGAGGACAGCCCCCUCCUCAGCACCCACACAAAGGAACCUGUCUGCUGUGGCUGUACAGGGCCAGUGUCGUCCACUGAGCCGCUACGACUUCCUGGACGUUGGGGAGGUAGAGAACAAUGUACGCCGUGCUCAGGCCUGUAAAGUAGUCCGACACUUCAUAGUAGACCCAGACCUGGCGAAACUGGUAACGUCGCAUUUGGAGCCUGAGGAUCCUAAAACUAUCAUCUUUGAAUGUAACCCAGGCCCUGGGGUGUUGACUAGGACACUGCUAAAUGCUGGCGCUCAGAGAGUUGUGGCCCUUGAAGGGUAUCGGCCUUUCGUAGAGGAUCUACAGGAGUUGAAAGGUUGUCUUGAUGGCCAGCUGGAAGUGUUUCACUGUGACUUCUUUAGACUGGACCCAGUUGACGAAGGAAACUUUAAACCCCCUGUCAUGUUCUCUGACAAACUGUUCACUGACCUGGGAAUAUCGGAGACUAGCUGGACUGAUGACAUCCGAGUGAAGGUGGUGGGGAUCCUCCCCCUGCGUUAUGAGCGCCCCUUGCUGCUGAAGAUGGCUUAUGCUUUGUUUGAGAGGCUGUCCAUCUACAGAUAUGGAAGAAUAGAACUCAACCUCUUAAUAAGCGAGGAGGAAUAUAUGAAAAUGGUGGCAAGUCCAGGUGACAUGGUCUACUACAGAGCCUGCAGUGUCCUCUGGCAGAUGUCCUGUGAUAUCGAACUACUGCACAAGGAGCCCUGGGGGUCAUUUGUGAGGUCUUCAAAAAAAAGUGUGCGUGCUUCUAAAGGCAAGCUUCCCAAUGACCACAUGUGCCUGGUGCGCCUGCGCCCAAGGCCUGAUCUCUUCUCAGACGGCCUCACUCCUUCCAAUGCUUCAACUCUGGUGGUUAUGGUCAAACAGUGUCUGGCAAAGAGGAAGGCCAGGCUCAUUGACAGGCUCAACCUGUGGUCUCCAGAUAGUGGGAGUAAGCUGUUAUCGGAGAUGGGCAUGUCGCAGGAUGUACUGACAGGCAAUGUGUAUCCAGAGGAGUAUCUUCAACUGUUCCAGCUGAUGGACAGGAGUCAGGAGUUCAAACAGAGCUGGCUUUAUGAAGAGAUCAUGCAAAACACACAGGGUUGGUAAUGUGUAUAGAUUUAUAGAAAUUGAAAUACAAUAGUAAACAAAAACAAACAUAUAAUAUAAUAUAAUGAUAAUGUAAUAUAAAUAAUACAACAAUUUGGGAUGUAAUAAAAUGGAGUGACACAGAAGAUUCAUACAGAAACACAAAAUAAUAAGUAAAAUGUUCAUGAAAUGAAUGCAGCAGAAUAACUUGACAUAUUUUUGUUUCCUAACAUUACACGCUUCUGUAGGAAUGACUGAAGUGAUGUAAAUAUGUGUUGCUUACUGUACUUAAGUACAAUGGAGGAAGACUUCUGUGUUGUCCUGAGCCGAUAUUUACAUGAGUUGCAAUUUAGGACAAAAAUUCAGAAAUGGAAAUGGUUCUUUUUGGAUCCUCACUUGAGUUAUUUGACUGCCAGGAGGAUAAAAUUGGUUGCUGCAGUGAUAAGAUUUGUAAAUAGUUGCAGAACGAAGGUUUUAUGAUGAGUUAAAUCAUAUAAAAGAGAAAAAAUCCCUGUAUGAAGACAAAAGCAGCACGUCAAAGGGGGCUGAAAAGCCCUCAUGGCUGCACAGGGUCAUGCAAAUUAUAUAAUUCAGAAAUGUGCAUAUAUUCAAAUGAUUGAUUAAAAUGCAGGAUACUGUGACAGCAGUUUCACAACACAACCCUGCAUGUAUCUUUAUAUUGCCUCAUUUUCCAAACCUGGAACAGCAGUGCAGGAAGGAGGAUGGUUUUCGCUGUAUAGUAACAAGUCUUUGUAUAGUUUUCUAUAUGCAUUGUAUGUCCAAGCUUUAAAUGUCUGAAAUGUCAUGUCUCAUGGAUCGUGUAAGCUGUGUAUGGAAUUUAAUAAAACAAAACCAACUUAUUAAAUCACAAUUUUGAUAA
Centropristis striata (black sea bass) is the source of this 2411-nucleotide messenger RNA. It is a transcript of the gene tfb2m, whose product is annotated as transcription factor B2, mitochondrial. Lineage: Eukaryota; Metazoa; Chordata; Actinopteri; Perciformes; Serranidae. Gene Ontology annotation, molecular function: mitochondrial transcription factor activity; rRNA (adenine-N6,N6-)-dimethyltransferase activity. The coding region runs from base 209 to 1552 and encodes 447 amino acids. Gene Ontology annotation, biological process: transcription initiation at mitochondrial promoter; rRNA methylation. The record is from RefSeq and is a predicted model, not a curated record. Gene Ontology annotation, cellular component: mitochondrial matrix. The transcript is spliced from 10 exons.